Pseudophryne corroboree (corroboree frog) is the source of this 946-nucleotide messenger RNA. Its product is annotated as uridylate-specific endoribonuclease D-like. Lineage: Eukaryota; Metazoa; Chordata; Amphibia; Anura; Myobatrachidae. The transcript is spliced from 7 exons. The coding region runs from base 1 to 909 and encodes 302 amino acids. Gene Ontology annotation, molecular function: RNA endonuclease activity. The record is from RefSeq and is a predicted model, not a curated record.
AUGAGGGAUAUCUUUGCUCUCCUGUGGCUCCUGCCAUGUGUGAUCUCCGGAGCUGUCCUGCCAGAACCACGACAAGCACGAGCUGCCACAGCUACUGAGAUUGCCAAUCUGGCUGAACAGUUGUAUGCCGCCGAUGUAAACAAAGCUAGCACCAGCGAUGUUACACUGAACCUGCAGUAUAAGGCGACAGGUUCUCAGACCAGCUCAGGAACGGACUUUGCCAGCCAAAAGCUUUACAGCUAUGUGAAUGAAGGCAAACUCUUUGCCCGCCCAACAUAUUCCCGCUACAUUGCUCUACUUGACAAUUAUAUCAAGACCACAGGAACAGCAGAGUCAGUGCCAAGUGCAGAGAUCGCCGAGCAAAAUGCUUUCAUUGAUGAAAUUUUCAAGACCUCUGUUAUAAGCCAAUUGUCAAAUUUCUUAGUUUCCAAAGGUUAUUACACUAGCACUGCAAGCUUUAAGACUGACCUUAAGGAGAUGUGGUUUGGACUUUACACCCGCACCAAAGGACCCUUGGAUUCUUCAGGCUUUGAGCACAUUUUUCAUGGUGAAAUCCACAAUGGAGGGAUAUCUGGAUUCCACAGCUGGGUGCAGUUCUACCUGCAGGAAAAGGCUGGUCAGAUUAACUACCUGAGUUACAGUGCAAAGGGACCAUGGUCGGGAUAUCCUGAUGUAUACGGUUUUCAGUUCAAGUGGGGCACCUACCUGAAAACCCUGGGCUCAAUGUUUAUAGGAUCCAGUCCUGAGUUUGAGAUUGGUAUAUUAACUCUUUGUUAUGUAACCAGCCCUGAUAAAUUGUGCUCUGUCAAAAUUGGUGGUCAAACCCUCAAAAUCCAAACCUACACCUGGGCCAACUCAACUUAUGGAAAUGGCAAGAGAUACGUGGCAUCUGCUUACCCCACUGUUUAGAGGAGAGCUGUUACUUCUAUGUGGAAAUAAAGUUAUU